AUGGUAUUAGACGAGCAUUUCGAUAUGUGCUUGCCCAUCCUGCAGGAUGCCAGCCUUGAGGAUGAGGACAAGACAGACAGAAUCGAGGAGCUAUUCAGAAAAGAGACCAACCUGGUUGGCAACUCUCUGGACAACGCCAUUCUCGAUGUCAUGUGGCGAUGGCGUGAAUGCGGAGGAACCUCGACAUCACCGCCUCCCAUCCGCCAGACCAUCCUGCGGCGGCCCUCUCCGGCCUCCUGGAGGGGCGGAACUCCGUUGUCAGGCUCUCCCCGGCUGGCAGUCAGCCCUCUCGCGCCGCCUGGGUACAUCCCCGCUACCUUUGGCAGGACCAAGUCGGUCACGGCCUCUCCCUUUGGGUCGCCACGGGCGUCUCCUCGCCUGGCCCUUGCAACUCCCGUGAUCCCCCACAGCCCAAAUCUCAAUGCAUAUGAAUUUGCCAGCGACCCCACCCCCGCCCCUGAGAUCUUGGGGGAAUACCAGAUCGAGAACGUCGACUGGCUGGUCAACGAUGACACCAUUAGCCUCUCGUCGUCUGUGGGCACCACCAAGAGCCUCAAUGCCGCCGCUCCCGAGUUUUCGUCCAUGUCCUCGCAGCAAAUCGACAUGUCGCCCUACGACAUACUCAGGUCUAUCCUGGGCCCCACGAGGACGGAUGAUGAGAUAGAGUCUGCCCUUGCCGCUCACAACUAUGACCUGAGCGCAACCAUUACAUCCAUCAUGGAGAUUCCGCAAGACGGCGGUGUGCGACUUGACGAGCCCAAGAAUGUCCUCAUUGGCAAGUCGAUAUCUGCAGAAGGCCGCCCGUCCACCCCGGUGAACAACAGCAAGGCGGGCGUCAUCUGCAAGUUUUACAUGUCGACUGGGCAGUGUUUGCGCGCGGACUGCCGGUUCAGCCAUGACCUCAGCAACCAUCUGUGCAAAUAUUGGAUCAUGGGCAAUUGCCUGGCCGGUGAGACGUGCAUCUUCUCGCACGACCCAUCCAAGCUCGUCAGCAAGAUGUCUCUGGACAGUGGUGCAAACACCCCCACCCGGAGCAAUAGCAGCCUGAUGCUUCAGGACAUGAAUUCUUUCCCCUCUCUACAGUCUGGCGACUCUGAUCACCAGGGGGGUUUUGCAGGCAGUCCCAACAAUUUUGCCUUUGGAAUAGGUGCAUCGCCUAGCUUGCGGUCCCUGCGGGCAGAGAGCCCACGGCCGAGGUCACGACCCGGGAGCCGCCAUCAGGCGAAAGAGAACCAUGCCGUCGCCCCAGCCCUCGAUGACAACGAGGCCUUCCCGACGCUUGGCGCGGCGAUUGCAAAGCAAGGGAAGAAGCAUCAUGGCAAGCGAGGUGGGCAUGGCCACAAGGAAAACGGCGCUCCGAGCUCCUUGGCGGACAUUGUCAAGAUGAACCCACCUGCCUCGCCAAGGCUGGAGAUGCGCAAGCCCGUCACCAACGGCAACAGCGCAGCCAGAGAUGGCGAGAACAGCGCCGCAGCGCUAGCGAUUCCAAGCCCCAAGCACAUUCCAUGGCUUGAAACCGGUGAGCUGGCCAACAAGGCUUAUCUCAAAGCCCGCCAGGAUGCCAUCAAGCACGGUGGCCUCAGAAACAAGUUUCUGCAAAGCGCUGCUCAGGCAUGGAAUCGCAACGACGCCCGGGCUGCCAAGGCUCUCAGUCUCCGCGGCCAGAGCGAGAAUGACCUGAUGCGAAAGGCCCAUAGAGAGGCCGCGCGCGAGCUUUACGAGGAGCGAAACAAAAACCUGGACUCCACGGCGGAAAUCUACGUCGAUCUUCACGGCCUUCACGCGGAAGAGGCCGUAGAGUACCUAGAAAAGGUGCUUCUGGAGAACGAAAAGGGCGGCAGACCCAUCUACGCCAUCACCGGCACCGGCCACCACAGUAAGAACGGCAAGGACAAGGUGGGAAAGGCGAUCCGCGCGUUCUUGAACGAGUGGCGAUAUGCGUACCGAGAGUUUUCCGUGCCGGGAGACCGCAACAACAUGGGCGGUAUCCUGGGAAUAGACGCCAGCAGCUGGGACAAGUCGCUUGCUAGAGAGGGAGCCGACGAAGACAAGUCUGCGGGUGACAUUCUCAGCCAAGGCGUCGAGAUUGGCGAUGGCAAGGUCAGGCUGCUCGUCAGGGAGCCUCCCAAGGGCCCAGGCCGCCGAUGA
Molecule: messenger RNA, 2148 nt
Organism: Trichoderma citrinoviride
Lineage: Eukaryota; Fungi; Ascomycota; Sordariomycetes; Hypocreales; Hypocreaceae
Exons: 3
Coding region: 1-2148 (715 amino acids)
Biological process (GO): negative regulation of DNA-templated transcription
Cellular component (GO): nucleus
Molecular function (GO): metal ion binding; RNA binding
Source: RefSeq, a predicted model, not a curated record